AACAGCAGCUCACGAGUUCGAGACCGCAAACCUACCUAACUCAAAAAAAAGCGACAGCAGCGACUAGCGAGCGAGCACACUUACCUCCUUUACGCUUCCGAGGGGGCACUUGCUAUUCUCACUCCUCUUCUCGAAACAUCCACGCGCACACGCGCACACACACCCAAAGCCCUCGCCCUCGUCCUCGUCCUCGUCCUCGUCCUCCCCCAUCCCCCAUCCCCUUCCUCAUACGAUCGCCAUGGAUCCCGACUCCGAGCUCCAAUUCGACUUCUCCCCCUUCGUCCGCCUCUACAAGAGCGGCCGCGUCGAGCGCCUCUUUACCACAUCCUUCGUCCCCGCCUCCCCCGUCGACCCCGAUCCCGCCACCGGCGUCCUCUCCAAGGACGUCCCCAUCGACCCCGACCGCGGCGUCUCCGCUCGCCUCUACCUCCCCGCCGGCGACGGAGCGGCGGCGGCGGAGGCGGCGAAGCUCCCGAUCGUCCUCUACUUCCACGGCGGCGCCUUCUGCGUCGAGUCGGCGUUCUCCCCGCUGUACCACGGCUACCUCAACUCCCUCGUCGCCCGCGCGAGGGUCGUCGCCGUCUCCCUCGAGUACCGCCUCGCCCCGGAGCACCCGCUCCCCGCCGCGUACGACGACGCGUGGGCGGCGCUCCGGUGGGCCGCGGCGAACGACCUCCGCCGCGUCUUCCUCGCCGGGGACAGCGCGGGGGCCAACAUCGCCCACGCCACCGCCAUGAGAGCGACGAAGGAGGCGGAUCUAGGGUUCGGGAUCAAGGGCCUGGUGCUGCUGAACCCGUACUUCGCGGGGGGCGAGGAGCCGAGGGACGCGGGGGCGAGGGCGCGGAUGGAGAGCGCGUGGCGGUUCGUGUGCGCGGGGAGGUACGGGGUCGAGCACCCGCACGCGAACCCGGCGGGGUGGCCGGAGCAGCUGAAGGAGCUGGCGUGCGAGCGCGUGUUGGUGGCGGUGGCCGAGAGGGAUCACCUGCGGGAGCGGGGGAUCGCGUACGCGGAGGGUUUGCGGCGGAGCGGGUGGGCUGGGGAGGUGGAGCUCCACGACGCCGCGGGGGAGGACCACGUCUACUUCCUCUUCAAGCCCCACUGCGACAGAGCUUCGGAUUUGAUGGACACCGUCGUUUCCUUCUUAAACCGCAAUUGAUCUCGCACAUUCUCGAUUUUAAUGCAAGUUUAUCGAAUUAAUUUGAUCUUGAUCUUGAUCUUGAUCUUGUGAAGACAUAUUUUGGGUUGUGCUGUAUCUGGGAAGCGUUUGGUACUAAGCUUUCUCCCCAUAGAAAUUGAGUCGGAUAAAUGAAUAAAUCUUUAAUAUUUUAUUAAAGACUAGAAUGUUAUAAGCGUACUUGUAACAAUGGUUAGAAAAACAAAAUGAUGAGACAGAAGGGGUAGUACAAUUUUAA
This is a messenger RNA of Ananas comosus (pineapple), 1412 nucleotides long. RefSeq names its product probable carboxylesterase 12. The coding region runs from base 239 to 1156 and encodes 305 amino acids. The transcript has a single exon. The record is from RefSeq and is a predicted model, not a curated record. Gene Ontology annotation, molecular function: hydrolase activity. Lineage: Eukaryota; Viridiplantae; Streptophyta; Magnoliopsida; Poales; Bromeliaceae.